GAGAUAGAUGAGGAGGAGGUAGAAGAUGCUGGGGAAGACCAUGAAGAAGAAGAGGCCAAGAAGAAGUCAAGGCAUGGUUUUGUUCCCAGCUUGGCUGCUCCCAAAAUUCCAGAUGGAGAAAAAGUGGACUUUGAUGACAUCCACCGAAAGCGCAUGGAGAAGGACCUGACGGAGCUCCAGACGCUGAUCGAGGAUCACUUUGAGAAGCGCAAGAAGGAGGAAGAGGAACUCCUCAGCCUCACCGACCGCAUUGAGCGGCGCAGGUCCGAGAGAGCAGAGCAGAUGAAGAUCAGAGCUGAGAGGGAAAAAGAAAGACAGAACAAACUGGCGGAGGAGAAAGCCAGGAAAGAGGAGGAAGAGGCCAAGAAGAAAGCAGAAGACGACGCCAGGAAGAAGCUGAUCCUGAGCAACUUGAGCUUCACUGGUUAUAAAACGCAGACGGGGCCGAAAAGACAAACUGAGCGAGAGAAGAAGAGGAAGAUCCUGAACGACCGCCGCAAGGAGUUGAACAUUGAUCACUUGAGGGAGGACCAACUCAGGCAAAAAGUCAAGGAGUUGUCAGACUGGAUGCGCCAGCUGGAGGCAGAGAAGUUUGAACUUCAGUACAAGUACAUGAAGCAGAAAUAUGAGGUGACGGUGCUGAGGAACCGUGUCAGCGAUCAUCAGAAAAUCUCAAAGGGCAGCAGGACCAAGCGCGGCCUGAGGAAGUAGUGACACCCACCCCAGGAUCCUGAGACUGGAGCGGAGAGUCACCACUUUCUAGCAAGAAAGGUUUCUCUUAAAUCAAAAUCUGUCUGUGAAAUAAAGGGCAUGCACCACUGAGUGUGUGCAAUGCAAGA
Dunckerocampus dactyliophorus (ringed pipefish) is the source of this 839-nucleotide messenger RNA. RefSeq names its product troponin T, cardiac muscle isoforms-like. The record is from RefSeq and is a predicted model, not a curated record. Lineage: Eukaryota; Metazoa; Chordata; Actinopteri; Syngnathiformes; Syngnathidae. Gene Ontology annotation, cellular component: troponin complex. Gene Ontology annotation, biological process: sarcomere organization; regulation of muscle contraction; cardiac muscle contraction. Gene Ontology annotation, molecular function: troponin C binding; troponin I binding; tropomyosin binding. The transcript is spliced from 11 exons. Bases 154 to 711 code for a protein of 185 amino acids.